AUGGAGCCUGCGACUGAGGAGGCUGCACCCUUGCCGCAAACACUCCCUGCCAAUCCAAGCCCGGAUGCUGUUGAGGCUGCAUCAUUAUCCACAAGCGGUCCCAGUGCCAGCAAGGGCCACGAUGACCAUAAUGGCACGGUCCACCCUUUACACAAGGAACGUCCUAUAUCUGGUGUAGUCCCUCCAUACUGGAGUCACUAUCGCAAUGCAUCCCGUUCAUCUCAAGCGUCCCUCGACCAAUCCGGGGCCAUCACCUUGGAAGACCAUACGGAAGAUCCCAAUUCAGACACCAGUCGGGGUCUCUGGGCCAAAAGCGUCAUCGUUGACGAUUAUGUGAUCGUCCAAGGGAAAUCUAGCGUAGGGGCUGGAGCGUAUGUGGUGUGGAACUGCAGGAUUCAGACUUUAGAAGGCGGUUCGAUGGUCAUUCGGAUGAGAUAUUCCGAAUUCGACGACCUGCGGCAACGAUUGCUCGCUGCCUUCCCCCAUGCGCAAAGUGCGCUGCCCGCUCUCCCACCGAAGAGUGUGCUUUUCAAGUUCCGCCCAUCGUUCCUCGAAACUAGACGGAUUGGACUGGAAUACUUUCUGAACUGCGUCUUAUUGAACCCUGAGUUCUCUGGAUCCCCGAUCGUCAAGGAUUUUCUCUUCGGCCGGUCGUGCUGA
This is a messenger RNA of Monascus purpureus, 660 nucleotides long. Lineage: Eukaryota; Fungi; Ascomycota; Eurotiomycetes; Eurotiales; Aspergillaceae. The record is from the annotation of a GenBank genome assembly.